UGUUUAUAAACAAAACUAAUAAUAAUUUAUCUUUAAUCUAUUAUUACUUGAAUUUCCUUAAGGAAAUAUUUUUAUUAAAUACAAAAACAAAAUAAAGUUUAAUCACAUGGAAUUAAAACAAGAAGUUAAUGAAACGUCCUGUAAAACAGAAAUAGAUAAUAAUGAAGUGUGGGAUACCCUUUUCCAUACCUUUAAAACUGAAACUAUUGAGGAACCCAAGAGAGAAACUGCAAAUGAUGCAUUUGAUUAUUUGGUUUUAAAGAAAAACCUUAUAAAUGCAGCAUGAAAAUGAAAUACAGCAUGGUGAACAUAAAUUAUUUGAAGAAAAACGAGAAACUGAAAAAAGUAUUCCUUGGGAAGAGGUAGAAGCUGAUGCUAGCAACGAAUUUAAAGAUCAUCUUAGAAACAACAGUAUUUUGAAUCAAUGUUUAACUGCUAAUCCAAGUCUGAGCACUGGAGAAGGAAAAACUUUAACUUGUAAAAUUUGCUCCAAAAUGUUUCAUGGGAAGUCCGAUUUAAAAGAACAUAUGAAAAUACAUACUAAGAGAAAACCCUUUGCAUGUAGUAUUUGCAAUAAAAAAUUUACAAAAAAAUAUAAUUUAGGGAUACAUAUGAGAGUGCAUACUGGAGAAAAACUUUUGGAGUGUGAAAUUUGUUUAAAAUUGUUUACAGUCAUGGCCAACUUAAAAGAACAUAUGAUGAUACAUAAUGGGAAAAAACCCUUUGCAUGUAAUAUUUGCAAUAAAAAAUUUACAAAAAAAUAUAAUUUGAGCAUACAUAUGAGAGUGCAUUCUGGAGAAAAGUGUGAAAUUUGUUCCAAAUCGUUUACCGUCGUGGCCGAGUUAAAAGAACAUAUGGUGAUACAUAAUGGGGAAAAACCGUUUGGAUGCGAUAUUUGCACUAAAAAGUUUUCAGCAAAGAAUAAUUUGAAGGCUCAUAUGAGAGUACAUACUGGUGACAAACGUUUUUUAUGUGAAAUAUGUAACAAUGAGUUUCAAGGAAGUUCGUGCUUAAGAAAACAUAUGUUAACACACACUGGAGAAAAAUCUUUUGCAUGUGAAAUUUGUGCUAAACAAUUUUCAAUAAGAGCUGCUUUAAAAAGACAUAUGCGGGUGCAUACUGGAGAAAAACCGUUUGUUUGUGAAAUUUGCUUAAUGGUGUUUUCACAAAACCAUAAUUUAAAAACACAUAUGAGAAUACAUACUGGAGAAAAAUCGUUUGUGUGCGAAAUUUGCGAAAAACAAUUUUUAACGAAAACUAUUAUAAAAAGACAUAUGAGAGUGCAUACUAAAGAAAAGCCUUUUGCGUGUGAAAUUUGUUCCAAAUCGUUUUCAGACAGGUAUAGCUUAAAAGAACAUAUGAGGCUACAUAGCGGGGAAAAACCAUUUGGAUGCGAUAUUUGCACUAAAAAGUUUUCAACAAAGAAUCAUUUAAAGUUACAUACUAGGGUGCAUACUGGAGAAAAACCGUAUGUGUGUGAAAUUUGCUCAAACGUGUUUUCACAAAGGUCCAAUUUAAAUAUACAUAUGAGAAUACAUACUGGAAGUGGAACAAGUAGAAGGAAAUAAUAUAGAACAAAAUAAAAAUUAACACACCCCACAAGAGCAACAGAAACAGAUAGGAAAUAUAACACAAAAAGAAUUAACGAAUGCAAUCAACAAAAUCAAGAUGGGCAAAGCACCAGGACAUGACGAUAUAACUGCAGAAAUGGUCAAAUACAUGAAUGAAGAAAGAAGAAAGACAAGAACUAGUAAACAUCAUGAUCAUGAACCAAGCUAAGAAAGAAAAGAAAGUUCCACUAGUUUGACAGAUAGGCAUUUUAACACCAUUGUAUAAAAAAGGAGAUAGCAAAGAAUGCUCAAACUCUAUAGGAAUGGUAGGAAUAGUAGGAAUGAAAGCACAGUAUGAAAUAGCAAUAGUAGGAAUGAAAGCACAGUAGGAAAACUGUAUGCUAGUAUACUGGAAAACAGGCUAAGAGAAAAACUAGAAAACACCUUUGAGGAGAGCGAGAGUGGUUUCAGAAAAGAAAGAGGCACGAACGAUCAGAUUUUCAUAAUGAGACAAAUAGUAGAAAAGGCUCUUAAAACAGAAAAGGAAUAUAUGCAUGUUUCAUAGAUAUGGAAAAGGCUUUCGACAGAAUUAAAACAGAAUAUAUUUGGAACAUACUAGAGAAGAGAAAAAUUUAACAAGAUCUAAUAGGAUGCACCCAAAGUUUAUACGACAAAACUAUGUUAGGACAAGGAAUGAAAAAUCAAAAAUAUUCGAUAGCAACAUUGGAUUAAAACAGGGUUGUGUCCUGAGCCCACUACUCUUUAACCUACUACUACAUGGUGUAAUAAAAAAUGCAAACACAAAUGGAGAAAAUAUAAUGUAGGAUAUUGAAAGUUGAGAAUGAGAAAAACAAUUACAAGAAAAUAUAAAUAUGAAAAUAUACAAAGUAAAAUCAAAAACAAUGAUAAUUGGAAGACAAAAAGAAAAACAUAAAAUAGAAGUAGAUGGCAAGCAACUUGAACAGGUAGACCUGUUCAAACCGGGAUGCAAGAUUAGAAGAUGAGAUAAAUGAAAGAAUUGCAAAGACUGGUAAGCUGUACAAUAAUAUUAUGAGUAAUUUUUUAAAUAAGAAAGAAAUACCUAAGGUUAUAAAAACGAAAAUAGUAAAAAAAAAAUGUGAUGCCUGUGAAUCUUGGGCAUUAACAAAAAGACAAAAUAAUAGACUAAUAAGCACAGAAAUGGGAUUUUUGAGAACAAUAGAGGGAAAAACAAGGAAAGACAAAAUUUGAAAUCAAACCUUUAGGGAAAAUCUGAAAAUACACACAGUUACAACAAUCGAACAGGGACAACUUAGAUGGCUCGGGCAUGUACUGAGAAGAGAAGAAAAAUUAGUAAGACAUAUGAAGCGAAAGAUAUGGGAAGAAAGAAGAGAGGAAGACCAAGAAAGACGUGGACAGAAGAAGUGAAGGAAGUGGCCUAAAAAAGAGAAAUAAAAUGGUAGGAAACACAAGCAUUGGUCAUGGAUAGAAGGAAAUGGAAAGAAAUGUGGAAAACUGGCGGCCAUUUUGACAGAUGUCACGUGAUUUAUACUUAGUUUGGUUUGUCAUUUCAAUAUGAGUAGACUGACGUCUGAACAAAGCUUCCAAAUUGUACAAAUUUAUUUUGAAAAUCAUGGUUCUGCUCGAAAUACGUAUGACGCACUACGUCUAUUUUAUGGUAUACAUAAUCGCCCAUCAGAGCAAUUAAUUUGAUUAAUCGCACCUCGUUUACUCUAAAUGAUAAUUCAAAAUUAUACAAAAUUCAACUCGCGCAAGAAUUGAAGCUACACGAUCACCUAGCAAGGCGUAUAUUCGGUGAAUGGGCCCAAAACGAAAUUGCCGUUGAUCCCGACUUUCAUAAGCGAAUUUUGUUUAGCGACGAAGCCCAUUUUUGGUUGAAUGGCUACGUCAAUAAACAAAACUCUCAUAUUUGUAGUGAAGAUAAUCCUCAAGUGUAUGUUGAGACACCACUAUAUCCAGAAAAAUUGACUGUUUGGUGUGCCUUAUUAUGGGUGUAUGGAAUCAUUGGUCCAUACUUCUUCAAAAACGAUGCUGGCCAGAAGGUUACAGUCAAUGGUGACCGCUAUUGAGUCAUGAUUACUGACUUUUUAUUCCUGAAUUGAACAACCAUGAUGUGCAGGGGUUGUGGUUUCAGCAAGACGGCGCACCAUGUCACACAGCUCAUGCCACAAUGGAUUUAUUGAAGGAAACGUUUGGUAACCGCAUAAUUUCACGUUUCGGACCCGUGAAUUGGCCUCCAAGAUCGUACGAUUUGACACCGCUAGAUUAUUUUCUGUGGGGUUAUGUGAAGUCGCUAGUCUAUGCCGAUAAACCUGAAACGAUUUACCAAUUGGAGAACAACAUUCGCCGCGUUAUGGCGACAAAUGUUGGAAAAAGUCGUAGAAAAUUGAACUUCUAGAUUAGACUACGUCAGUGCCAGCCGUGGCGGUCAUAUGCCAGAAAUCAUAUUUGAAAUAUAAAAAAAUAUAUAAAAAAU
Molecule: messenger RNA, 4026 nt
Organism: Diabrotica virgifera virgifera (western corn rootworm)
Lineage: Eukaryota; Metazoa; Arthropoda; Insecta; Coleoptera; Chrysomelidae
Product: zinc finger protein OZF-like
Exons: 2
Coding region: 276-1568 (430 amino acids)
Biological process (GO): regulation of transcription by RNA polymerase II
Cellular component (GO): chromosome
Molecular function (GO): chromatin insulator sequence binding
Source: RefSeq, a predicted model, not a curated record